This is a messenger RNA of Octopus sinensis (East Asian common octopus), 12046 nucleotides long. Its product is annotated as lysosomal-trafficking regulator. Bases 571 to 11322 code for a protein of 3583 amino acids. Gene Ontology annotation, cellular component: cytosol; membrane. NCBI's taxonomy places the organism in Eukaryota, Metazoa, Mollusca, Cephalopoda, Octopoda, Octopodidae. Gene Ontology annotation, molecular function: protein kinase binding. The record is from RefSeq and is a predicted model, not a curated record. The transcript has 56 exons. Gene Ontology annotation, biological process: intracellular protein localization.
GUGUGUGUUAUUUAAUUAGUAACAAUUAGAUUUGUCUCGUGUCUGUUGCUUGAAAGAGUCUAUUGUCAGGACAAUAGCAGCAGAAACACUAACAACAACAUUGUUGUUACAUGUAAGCGGCGGUGCUGGUGGUGGUGCAGUAGACGGCGAGAGGGGAGCCCUCCCCCCCGCCCUUACUUCUUCUUCUUCUUCUCUUGUAGACAAUAUGGAUGGAUGGAUGGUGUAGUUUAUUAUCAUCACCUGAUGUGGGAACGACACCCUCACCUCUCAACGCAAGCAAAGAAUAUCAAAAAGAAGAAAAAGAAGCCAGAGUUGAAAUGACUGAUGUUGGUGUUACCACAACCAGCUUUAACCCAAUCACUUCUAGAAAUUCUCAUCUAAAAACAUACAUCGGACUGUGAAGCUUCUUCGUCUUCCAGACCGUUCGUUCCUGAUUAAAAUAAUAAUAAUAAUAAUAAAAAGAUAAAAUAACAACCCUGACAGACAUAUCAAUUGGAUGUGAUAGGAUUUAAUUUUUUUUUGGUUCAUUCCAUUGAUUUUGGUGAGACCCUUUGCUAUAAAACCUUUGCCAUGUCUGUUAAAGUGACUUCUCACAAUGUCUGGGAUUUAUACCUGAGGACACCAGAAGCACAGAAAAAGUCCAGGAUUUUGGACGUUUUCUUAUGGCUUGUGCUGAAAGAAGCUCGAGGUAAAGAGGACUACUCGGAACCAGGAGACAUGACAGUCACAUGUAACCAGCUGGUGCAGGAAUUCAUGUCUGGAAUUCUUCGGAUUACCAAUGAUGCUAAUGAAGAUGAUGUGGAAGAAUUACAGAAUUACCUCCUCAAAGGUCAAGGGGUCUAUUUGCUAAAGGUCAUUCACAAAAUUGGAGUAAAGGAUCUGUCAAAUGGCCGGAACUUUACAAAUUUAUUACUCUCUUUAGUAUCAUGGUGUCUGAAAUUCAAUUCUUCGAGCGAAUCAUUACUUACAGAAACUGGUAUUGAGAAUUUAUCAUCAACACUCAAGAAAUCUUUGCAGAACUUUGUCCCAACCAACAACAAGAAGCGGCAGCAAGUCUUCCCUAGUUGCCGCAAAGAACAUCUCUUAGCAAUAAGUCGGAAGCAGCUUCUGAAUGAAUACAUGUCACUGGAAAGUAGCCGGGAGUUACACAAAGCCAUGAAACCAGCUCCUGUUAUGGAUCGCAGUACAUCUGACUCGGAGGUUCAGGAACUCUCCGAGAGCAACCAGCCACCAACCAAGUGGAAACUAGAUAAAAAACGUAAAUAUAAAUUUGGUGAAUCUCAGUUUCUGUCUUGGCAGAACCGUUACCAAACGCUGAGUGAAGAAAAUCUAAAAGGUAUUCAACGUAGUAAAAUCCAGGAGGUCUUCCAUCCAGCCGAAACCUGUUUGCUUAUGAUUGAUAUCAUCCAGAACGUGUGUUUGCUGGACUUAAACCAAACGGUGCCCUCAAAGUUAGUGUCAGUCUCUUUGCUGCCUGAGUUGUUAGAUGCUCUUUUUCGUUUCCAUGACAUGUUCCAAAAUCCAAAUCCACAAGUAUGGACCAAGGACAUUCUAGCUUAUAUCCUAAAACACCUUUUGCAGUUGGUGUUCAUGCUAAGCAAUAUAACUGCUACACAACAAAAUGGUUCCAGUAUUUUGAUCCGGAAUCGGAUAUUUCCCAGUUUACUUUAUUUAGCUCAUGAUCUUUUAGAAGAUAUUACCUACCCUGAGAACAUAGUCUGGUCUGAAGUAUCGGACCAGUGCCACGUUAAAAUGGUAUUGGUGUCCGACAUCAUAUCAGGAUUACUGCUCUGUGCUACUGAAGUCUUUCACAAUAUUCCACUGAAUCCUGUUUUUAUAAACUCAGCUUUAAAAGUUAUGUGGAUAUUCAGAGAAGAACGAGGUUUUAGUAUGUUGGAAUUGAUCCUUUCUUGGCUUGACUCUGAAUGUUUCCCACAUAAAGUUUGUAAAAAAUUCUCCCCCAAAGACAAUCUUUUAAAGUCAGUCAGCAGUCUUGUAAUAGCCAUGAAGAAAGCCAAAGUUGGUUACAUUCAUUCUUCCACCUGUAUGAAGAAGAAACACAGAAAAUGUAUUUAUACUCAUUGUUUUGAUCAUCACCAUAAUAUUCUUGGCUUUGCUUUCACCAAAAAUGUCAGCCGACAGAAACUGGAUGUUUCUUCAGAUAUUUGUGUUGUUGGUUAUUGGUCACAAUUCUUACUUGAUGUUUUACCGUUUCUCAAAUCUAAGCAACAACAACUUCAAGUCUUCACCCUGUUUGUAACAGCUGGCAUUUGUUGUUGUAUCGGGAUAGAGGUUAUGCUGUCCAGCUUCCAUUCGUCUUUCUAUAAUCUGUCUCCAGCUGUAAAGAACUAUGCCUUAGACAUCAUGAACAAUAUGCUGCUGGAACAGUUGUCUGGUGCCAGACACAUAGCACAGAAACCAAGUAAAAUCGAAAUUUGUAAGGUGUGUGAGGACGAUUCCUUUGAUACUUUUAGUGGUAAAUUAAAACGUGGAAUGGACCCAGACUGCAAAGUGAAUCCAGAAGCGCACGACAGUGGUGUGUCAAGUAGCGAAAUAUCAUCAGAAGAUUUCAAGUCUUCUAUGAAGAAAGAUUUGCUCAAGCGAUGGGGAUCCCUGGCCAAAAUGUGUGAUAUCUUAUAUUCUGGGGACACAGUAUCUGCUUCGUUACUCUCCAAACAUUUGUUGAUCUUAGCUGUCCAUGGCAGAACAGAAGUUAAACAAGAACUAUUCCAUUCCAUUUAUUUACCAAUUCUUACAGACUACUGCAAGUGGAAAUCCACAACACAACAUAUCAUACCAUCACCACUCAGUAAAUCUGUCAUCAUGAACUGUCUGUCUGCCUUUCCGUAUCUCCUGCAAGCAGAGUCUGUCAUGCCAACUUUCUUGGCUCGACAUGGCAUUGAAAAAUUAUGGACGAUUCUUGAGGAUCCGUCUUUACAGGAACUUGUCUUGCAUGUGUUCGAAGCUUUGAUAAUUGCUGACGAAUAUGUGUCGUUAGAGAAUAUAUUAAAAGAGAACAAAGUAUCGGAGAGGCUGAUGGACGAGAACAGUCCGGUGUCCGACUUCUCCAGUGACGAUGAUCUGACCUACAGCAGUAACAUGGUCAUCCGGUCGUUCUUGAAGAUCUUAUCUGAAAAUAUCAAAUUACAUGGUGUCUCUAUUAACAUACUUCCAAAGAACUUUCUAAAAGACUCUGAAAUGAAUGAUGGAGAAGAGGUGAACCAAUUAUCAGAUUCUUCCAUGCAUCUAAAAUGGUUCCUACUUUUAAGAAAUCUAUGGAGAACGUGUCAAGUUCUUUUGCUCAAUAGUCCCAGCUUUCUUCUCCAAUUCAAAACCUCCGAAUGUUUCAUGCUUGCCAAACAGAUUCUCUUCCACAUCAUACCGCAACUUGGGACUUACGCCAGUCCAACUCACCAAUUCAUGGAACCGGGUGUUUAUAACAGCAAUAUCGGUGACCAACCCCUACAAUCUGUACCAAUCUUCCAACAAGCUCUCAGUCUUCUUGAGUCUGUACUUAUGGCCUGUAUCAUCUGCUACAUGCCAGCAUUUGCAGCCAAGUCGGACACGAAGGAUUUCCAGGCAUUGCUGUCUGAAGUGAAGGAUGGUUUGAUGAAAUACAAAACCCUUCAAGUGAACCAACUGCAGAUGAUUUUUGAUACUUUACUGCGCUGUGCAAAACCUGAUCGUAGUACAAUACUAGAACUGUCCUCUCUACACACCCUAAUGAUGUAUUCCAAAGACGAUGACUUGGUAGAUGAAGAAGAAGUCCGCCAGUUAUUACAGCAGGGUACCGACACCGAGAUGGAAUGUCUGCUGAUCGAGUGUGGUUAUGAUGCUGACAGUGAAUUCUCUUUAUCUGAUGAUCUGAAAGGUAAACCAUCUCGGAGCAAGGAAUCAGAUCUCUACCUCACCCAGAUUCAUUUUGCUUCCGUCUACCGCCUCAUUAUUGAAUUGAUGAUUCACAUGAACAGAGAAGGAUAUGGCCAAGGAAUAUUCCACCGCAUUCUUUACCAGUUAGUACAGACAUGUCGUGAAGAUGAGGGUGCCAUGCAAGCUAUGAGUUCUGAGGGUAUUGCUGGACUUAUACUCAAUGGGAUGAAAGAAGAUCUCCUAGGAAAGACCUCCAUAAAUAAAGAAACCCAGAUCUUGCUGUUCACAUACAUCCAACAGUUAGCACAGAACCAGAUAACUGCUGCUGAACUGAAGCUGCUUCUACGUCUGUUCAUGGAAGAUGGCUCUCCCUAUGAUUUACUGCUGUCCACCCUAACAGGGAUUGUUGAAAACUAUAGAGUGUCACCAACUCAUUAUGUCCAGUUCCCGGUAACGAGACAGGAUUCAAGCAACUCUAAUUACAACGGCAGCAGCAGCAUCAACAGCAGCAGCAAACACAAGAUGGAGUCUGGCUGUGAUAAUGAUGUCCACCCUGGCAGCAGUCCAAAGGUGAUCAGUCUAGCACCAGUCACAAUGCAAGUGUCCAAUCUAUUACCGUGGCCACCCUACCAGAAUGGCUUCAGUGUGUCACUAUGGUUACAGCUUGGCGACGAGGUUCUACCUGACCAAUGGAUUCCAGGAACCAGAUCGAAGGAGAAGGUGAUGCAGGAUUCGACGGACAUGUUUGACAAUGGUGACCACCACAAGACCUGGUUGAGGUCGAAUCUAUCUCAUCAGACCCCUGAUGCAGCUUCUUACAUUAGCAACGAAUGUCUACACAUUUUCUCUGUAGGCACAGAAGAAAAGAUGUUUGAGAUAUGGGCUGACCCCUGCAUUGGAACCCUUGUUGUCAGAUUAACUAGUUUGGCGUCAGGUAGUACAGUCAUCCUGAAAGAAUGUUCUGCUCCAAGCUUACUCAACACGAAUCGGUGGCACCACUUGAUAUUGCAGUAUCGUGAAGUCCUUGAUGAAAACAUCCUGUCAGGAAAGGUUUCCAUUGUGCUGGAUGGCUGGUGGUCUCAGGAAAUGGUAUUGGAUCAUUCCAGAGACAUUCGUAUGACCCAGCUAGAACCGACUGUCUACUUGGGACACACAAGGAAUUACAGGAACCAUUUGCUUAAUCGCAAGAAGUCUUGGUAUCUUGGUCCACUCAUGCUUUUUAAAGGUGCUAACUUAUCCCAAGAGAUCUGCUUUCAUCUCCAUGCUCUUGGCCCCAACUGUUCCUCAAUCAGCAAGUGUGACUGUUCUGAGCAGGCGGCAUCUUAUAUUCCUCAACUGUUCAAGAAUGUUGUUUGUUUCUCUGGAGUUUCCACAGACACUUUGGUUGGCAUCAAUCAAGUAAAUCUGGACACUGCUAGAAACAACCUAAUUCUAAUCUACAACCCACAACACCCGAAAUUGUUUAGCCUUUACUGUGCUGGUGGAUCAUCCCAGCUUCCAAACUCCCUCGGGCUCACCCUUGGAAUAUUGCCACCUUCCAUGAUCCAGUCCAGGGAUCUCCUUGAACAACAUCCAUUGGUUGUACCGGUCAAGGUGGCACCAUCCCUGGAGAUUUUGGCUUGCUUCAAGAAUUGUCUGGAACAAUCAGCUGAAGAAAUGGGAGGAAUAAACGUAUUUAUGUUCCUUGUUGCAAAGGUAUUUGAAAAGUGCCGGCUCCCUUCAGAUGACAGCGAUCAGGGAUUGAACUUGUUACAGAUGCGGCAAGACAUGGAAAAACUGCAGGCGUCGGCCCUAAACCUUCUGUUCCAAAUGAUCAAACAAGUACCGUCAAUGUGUCUGCAGUAUAUGGAAUCUCAAGGAGAUCGGAUGAUUUCCAGAGUCUUGGAAACUUCAAGAAGUUUAAUUUCUUUCCGUAUUUUAAAGGUGCUACUGGAUGCUGCUACCACAGAAUCCGUGAUGAGAUUCGAUUCUCAGUUAAACACUUACAUCAUAAAAGAGCAAACGUUGGCCAUUGUCCAGAAUAUGUCUGUUAUUGAGAAUCUUCUACUGAGGUGGAGAAUUUGGACCAGAGGUCCGUCGUCUGUGAUGGAAUUACUCUUCAAAGCCCUUGAGUGUUUGGUCAGAGAUGACCAUCCACAUCAAAUGUUCAACAUUAAACAAUAUCAAGCUGGAAACUUUGUACAACGAGUCUUUCUUAUGUAUCAGGAAUUAGUGCGAGAACACGAACCAGUGCCAUCGGCAACAAUCAGCAGUUCCAUUGUUGCAAUCAUUCAGAAAAUGGUUGGUUCUCCCCCAGACUCUCACCUCAUAGUAGCUGUCUGUGAUUUUCUGUUGUUGAUGCACCCUGCUGCUGACACCUACAUAAACUAUGCAAGAUCCGGCUUCUACUUCAGUUGCUGGUGGGGUGUACCUGGCACUCCCAUUGCUAGGAGAAUCAGCAGGAAGAAUAGGACAAUUGAUCAAGUGAGACUGGCCAGUCUUGGUGAUUAUGACAAUGAAACUGAAGGAACCAGAAAAGGCCUCUUCCGAACGGUGUCUUUUGUAUCAUCUAGCAAGCCUGUGUAUGAUCGACAGAUCGGGAUGAACCGACCUCGUUCCGCUUCAUAUCCAAGCAAUAAUGAAUUAAGAGGAUGGAAGACACAAAAGGAUAAACAGAAUUAUGCCGAACAGUUCCAAGACGGUAAAAAGCUUUCCUCAAAGAUUCACUCGCAAAGCGAGAAAACACCGGAUUCUUGUGGAACGGAAAACAGUUUCAACGAAGCAGACAGCAACGAUAUUAAUGAUAAUUCUGCCUGCAGUUCGGGAAAGUCUGCUGCCAGUGCCGUUGAUGGCAACCUCUCCCAAAAACUGAGUUCAAUCGACCAAGACAACAGUAGCAGUCUCUGUCGUCGACCCCUUUAUUCUCUGUCUGAAUCUAUGUCCCCUACAAGCUGUGAUAUUGGUAGUUCUUUGGAUUCUGAUGAUGAUGAUGACGAUGAUGAUGUGUAUGAAAGUGAAGAUCAUGAGACUACAGAGAAGGGUCUUGUAGUCCUCUGUGCUGGUUUACUAGAACUAAUGUGUUCGACAUUAAUUGUCUUUGAUGAAACCCAAUUAGACAAGCUUCUCUUUAAUGUUAUUAAUGCAAGAGUCCUCAUUGUUCUGGCACACAACAGUUCCGCAGAGAUUAGGGCCCUCGUCAUUCGGCUCCUUGAUAUCUACCUCCAACGAUGUCGCAACAACCAUGUUGAAGUCUUCCUUAAGCUAAAUGGUUUCCAUCUGCUAGCAACUCAACUUUACCAUUACCAGUCAGAGAAAUCUCUGGUAGAGAUGGCCUUCUCAAUAAUGCUUGCCAAGCAAUUCACUAUGGACGAAGGCUUUGACUUCAGCCAACUGCACCAUGUGAACCAAGUACAACUAUCAUCAGCUCCACUACUUCUGUCUCUUCUGGAGAAAUCUUCUGAAGACUUUGCCUUAGCUUCUUCUUUUCUAAUCAUUCUUCAUCAGAUGUUUGAAUGUAAUUCUGUGAUUUGUGCUGCUUUGAUGGACUCUGGACUCACUGAAACCCUCUGCAAUUUCUUGGCUAAGAUGAACCAGUUUUACAACAGACCAAUGGAUGAACGGCAAACAGUAUUUGAUCGACUGAAAAAACUCUUCACAGCUGUAGCUCUCAGAGAAUUUAGCCUUAGUGGAAACUCUCAUUAUCAAAACUUUGAAGAAAUUCUCAGCCUCCUGAAAGCUCUUGAAGAACGAGAAAAAAUAGUCUAUGGUCCAUCAUCCUUUGAGGUGAAGAACAUAAAGCAAUUGGAAUAUCAUAUUUUUUACCAAAGUCUUCAGUUUGUGGAAGUGCCACAUGAAAAUAACAGUUCUUCAGCACAGAGGGGCCGCAGUAAAACAAACAAUGAGCAACAACAAAGCCUAAAAAACAAGGAACUGAAGAAUUCGCAGUGGUCUUUGUUGCCUUUGUCUGAUCCCACAGACAAAUUCCUCUCCAACAUAUCCCAGUGGUCAACUCUAUGGGGUCAGAAAAAGAAGAAAGAGACCAAUAAAGUGGCAGGUUCUGAACUCUCUGACCGUUUAAGAAAAUUAAUUGUCAUGGCUGUGGAUCUGGUAGUGUUUGGGGAUAAUGACUCCAGCUCCAUAGCUACUGGACUUAAGUUGACCUUUGUAUUCAAUGGACCCAGUGAUGCAUUUACAUCAGAUAGCCAGUUUCGGACACAUCUGCUGGACUUUUUAGUGAAAUCUUUGGCCAGCAUACAGGAAAAAGGCAUUUUACAGUCAAGAAAGCCGAAAGCUUCUGUCUUCCACAGUGCCAAAGACACCCUCCUUAAACAAACAGCACGUCUCAUAGUCUCCAUGUUGUCUCCUGGGGUUGAGUUCUACGAACGCAUUUUCGUCGUGUUUUACAUGGUGAAAGAGAUCAAACACCGAGAGAUCUUCAAGUCAAUGUUUGCUUCUAGUCCUUGGGUCAACAGCCUGUUACCUUUCCUUCAUGAGCUGCUGUCCUCUUACAAAGACCAAAUGUCCAACAGCCAACAGGACAACAUCAACUGCCUGUUUGGUUUGCUCAAGAAAUCUGGGUCACGGCUGCUCUUCUCCCCGGAGAUCCACAACAACACCCCGGAUAAAGGCAAGUUGGAGCAGGAAAUCAAAACAGUUUCAGAACAGCUGGAAGAAGAGAAGCAAGAAUGGCUGAAGAGGAGACAUCAACACUUAAGCAGGAUUCUGUAUAUAAAAAACGAAAGCCUUAUCAAGAAUUUAGCUGAUUCUGCAAUGGAAGUAACGCAACAAGUGUUCCGCAUGCAAAACAAAGAGAGAAAAGAAUUAGUCACCCAUCUGAAACAGUCCAUGACUGACCGAAUCCAGAUUAAAAAAUCCUGGCAAGAUUUAGUGCAACAACUGACCCACGAGAAGGCCAUAUGGUUUUGCCCCCAGUCAUAUCCUCGAUCAUGGCAGCUAGAUCCAACAGAAGGACCUUGUCGAAUACGAAAGAGAAUGCAAAGAUGCCACUUGGGUAUUUCCGAAAGAUAUAUCAGCCCCAAAUUUUGGGAUAAGUUAACGGCUGAAAAAGUUGAUCCACCAUUGCUCUUUCUGUUUGAAGAUGAUCACCAAACAUCAGAUUCUGCUGCCUUGAUGUACCGACUCUACACUAGCGAGAAGAUCCAGUUCACCUGUGGUUGUACGACCGUGUCCCCGUCAUCUGAAAGUAAAGGAGAGUUACUGAUAGGUGAACGAAAUGUCUACUUCGUGGCUGAUGUGGCUGUAUCUGACAUGAAUUAUACUCAGGUGUUGCUUGGCAACAAAGAUCAACUUUCCAUGACGUGGCCACAGAUGGAUAUCAAAGAAUUUCUUCCACGUUGGUACCAACUAAAAGACGUUGGCCUCGAAAUCUUUUUAACAAAUGGCAAAACCUGUUUACUGGCAUUCAAUUCUACAGAGGAACGCAAUCAAACCAUGAAGCAGCUUGAAAACGUGGAACUUCCCAAUUUGGUGAAAGGUGAGAACAUGUCCAGUAUCCAGCAACUGUGGGGAAGUGGACGCAUGACAAAUUUUGAGUAUUUGACUCUGCUGAACAAGAUCGCUGGCCGAUCCUUCAAUGACCUUAUGCAAUAUCCCAUCUUCCCAUUCAUUAUCAGAAAUUACGAGAACGAAGAAUUAGAUUUGUCUAAUCAAUCCCUCUACAGAGACUUAUCAAAACCCAUUGCUGUGCAAGACAAAUCUAGGGAAAAGAAAUACAUUGAAAAUUAUCAGUACUUAAAGCAAGAAUAUGAGAAAUUCCUGUCAAAGAAUGACGAGACUUUCUACCGUGUGGCACCAUACCAUUAUGGUAGCCAUUACUCAAACAGUGGAACUGUUCUGCAUUUUUUAGUUCGCUUGCCGCCUUUUACCAAAAUGUUCCUCAACUUCCAAGAUAACCAUUUUGAUCUGCCUGACCGAACAUUUCACAACAUGGCCGUUACGUGGAAACUAUCCAGUUAUCAGUCAAUAAGUGAUGUGAAAGAACUCAUUCCUGAGUUUUUCUUCCAACCAGAGAUGUUUCUAAACUCAGAAGGAUUUGAUUUUGGAACGAAACAAACUGGUGACCUUGUGUGGGACGUCCAGCUUCCAAGUUGGUGCCAGGGCAACGCACGUUUGUUUGUUUUGAUUCAUCGACAAGCCUUAGAAUCUCCGUAUGUCUCAGAAAAUAUCCAUCGGUGGAUUAACUUGGUCUAUGGUUACAAACAACAAGGGGAUUCCGCUGUCCAGGCCAUUAAUGUCUUUCACCCAGCUACAUAUUUUGGUGUUGAUGUGGACAGCGAGAAGGACCCGGUCCACCGACAAGCCUUGAUAACCAUGAUCAAAACGUAUGGUCAGACCCCGAAACAACUGCUACGGACGCCACACCCUCAACUCCCUCCCUAUCUUCUCACACAGAUAUUUCCUAGUUUAGCAAAUAUUGGCAAACCCACAACAACGAUCUCCAGUUUAAGUUGUGUUAAAGGCUUAAACUGGGGGGACUAUGUCGGUUCCCCAGACUGCCCCCCUCCUGCUGUGAUACACCGAAAAGAGACUAGAUCUGUUGCUGCUGUUAAACUUAUCGCCCUCCAGACGGGAGAGGUGUUUGGAAUCCGAAACGAAAGUUGUCUUCUAACCAUGUGUAGCAAAGACCGAGGUGUUAUUGGUAUAAAUACCACUGAUGUGAUAUGGGCUGCUAUACUUAGUUGGAAACAUCCGGAUGGUAUUCUUCGUAUUACAAACAAUCCCGACAGAAGUCCUGUCAACUUCCUUCAAGUCAGUCCUUAUGAUCAGACCACCUGUAUAGCAUCUGUUCCCGACUGUCGCUUAUUGUUUAUUGGAGGUAGAGCUGGUGUGAUAACAGUGUACACUACCCUACACAAUACAGCAAAGAAAUCUCACCUGCAAGUAUUAGGCCACAAGAAACAACUCUAUGGUCACACCUGUCCCAUAACGACAAUCACUGUGUGUAAAUCUUACAGCAUUUUUGUCAGUGCUAGUGAAGAUGGGCUGUGCAUCAUCUGGGACUUGAAUCGGCUGUCCUAUGUACGCUCCAUAGAAGGCCAUACGUGUAGUGUGAACACCAUUGCUAUCAGUGAAACACUGGGUGAUAUUGUCACAAUAAGUUCUGCUGGUGUCGGCAGUAUCAUGAUGUUGCACACGGUCAAUGCACAACUAGUUGCUGUACAUAACUGCGAAGAUAGAAUACUGUGUGCCGCUUACUCCAGUGCUGCUGAAGGACGUUCUGUGAAUGUUAUUGCUGGGGGACUAAGUGCUGGUAUCGUUCGACUGUGGAACAGUUGGACCCUGGAACCUGUUAGAGAUCUUGUUGAUGAAGCACUGAAGGGCAAGCAGAUUUUGAGUUUGACAUUUACUCACGAUUCUCAACAUCUGUGCGUGUCGGCUUCAGAUGGAACAAUAACCUUCUGGGCAAACCAGGCAUCAAAGCCAAGAACUCCACGUCUGAUUCUCUUUCUCUGAAUCAAAAGUCCUGCCCACUCCUACCAACAACAACAGCAAAAACAUAAAUUAAAAAAACAAAAAACAAACAGAUAAAGUACUAAAACCAAAAUUUUGUAAUUAUCACGAAAAAAGAAAAAAGACUUAUUUCACAAUUACUGUUGCUCCACUGACCCACCAGGUCCCUGUAAAUAGAAAAAAAACACCCAGCCCUCCCCCAACCCUUUCAACUAUGGUUUCUAUAACCAAAUUCUAUGCACAUACUACCUUGUUAUUAUGGUUACCAUUUAUUUUUUUUCCCCCCAAAUUUGGUUCGUUUCUCUUGGAAAUUCUCAUCAGUACUCGUUGUCGUAAGGACAGCAAACGUUAGUGAAGGACAUGUCUACCUUAGACAUUAUGUUUUUGCAUCAUUAUGUAAUUUAUUCAAACAUUUAUUAUUUAUUCAUUUCUAUCUUCUUCCUCUUCUCCCUCUGUACAUGAAUGUAUGUACCGUAUUCGAUGGCAUAGAAGACACACACACACCAAUUUCAGCAGUGAAAAUUCAGGACAAAAAAAAAAGAAAAAAAAAAAACUAGAAAUUUUUAGGGCAUUAAAGCUUAUGAGAGGCCCGACCUCACAUACAGGACCAGAGAUGAUUUUGUUUUGAGACUUAUUUUUGGAGGAAAAAAAGUGUGUAUUAUAUACCAUCAAAUAUGAUAUGUAUCCUUCCUCACUCUUUUGGAAAAAAGUGAAAAUUCUGAGAAAU